AUGUCUGGAAAAAGAAAAAGUUGGGUUUGGCAGUUUUGCAAAAUAUGUAAUAAUGAAAAAGAUGUUACUUGCAAUAUUUGUAAUGCCAUAAUAUCAUAUAAUGGAUCACCAUCGGCAAUAAAUAAACAUUUAAAGUAUGUUCAUAAAUAUGAUACAGUAACAGGGUCUACAGCUAUUGAAAUGGAUGAGAAUGAAAGUUCAAGAACAUCAAUUUGUACUGCUUCAUUAUCAAGUAGUUCUUCAGUAAACGCAGAAAUUUCUGAUAGUGCACAACCUACUAGGAAGAAAAGACGAAGAAAUAACGAUAACUAUAGUGCUGAUAGACAAGAACAAAUCUCCCAAGCACUUGCAUAUAUGAUUUCUGCGAAUGGACUCCCAAUUUCAUUUGUUCAAAGCGAUGGAUUUAAACACUUUAUGUCACUUGUGGAACCUGGGUAUCAAAUUCCCAUAGCUUCAACAAUAUCAUCCAGAUUGCAAUUGUUGUACGGUGAAUUGCGUACAAAAAUAAUGAAUUCUUUGAGCUCAGUGUCAUUUGUAGCUUUGACAACGGAUGGCUAG
Rhopalosiphum padi (bird cherry-oat aphid) is the source of this 558-nucleotide messenger RNA. RefSeq names its product E3 SUMO-protein ligase ZBED1-like. Bases 1 to 558 code for a protein of 185 amino acids. The transcript has 2 exons. Lineage: Eukaryota; Metazoa; Arthropoda; Insecta; Hemiptera; Aphididae. The record is from RefSeq and is a predicted model, not a curated record. Gene Ontology annotation, molecular function: DNA binding.